AUGCACGCGCCGCACCCGCAAAACGCCCUCGUACUGCCGGCGAUGCGACCGACGGCGAUGCAGCAUCAGCAUCGCUAUCAGCAUCGAAUGCGCCUCUACAGUUGUGGCAAGUGCAGCAAGAGCUAUGCCCGCCUCGAUCAUCUAUCGAGACAUGUUCGCAUGCAUACGCAGGAAAAGCCAUACGCUUGCCAAGUUUGCACCAAGGCCUUUGCACGCGCCGACUUACUGAAGCGUCACACUCUUGGCCAUUCGAAGGAUGAUCCCCAGUCGAAGCCUACUAUUAUUCAGCAUAGCCGAGUGUCUCAAGCGUGCGAAGCCUGUGCGGCACUUCACCUCAAGUGCGAAGAAGAGAAGCCGUGCAAGCGGUGUACGAAGAAGGGCAUAGCGUGCAACUACACGGCCAACUUUGGACCAAGCGACAUUCAUCACUCACCUACGCAGAAUGCAAACUCACCUCCUUAUGCACAGCCGUACAGCAAUGAUUUUGCGCCACAGCCAUAUGGUAACAAUGUCUCGCCCAUGCAGAAUAUGCAGAAUCUGCAGAAUCUGCACCAAAUGCAUCACACACCUCCGAUGCAACAUGGAAAUUCAUAUCCCGCGCCUGGCCAGCAAAUGACGCCCAUGCAGAUGGAGCAGCCACCGCCAGCACCACCGCCAGCACCAAUGGCCAUCGAUCCGGCAAUGCUGCCAACACCGGCGCAGCAACCCAACAUGUUUGAUUAUCUGCGAGACAAGAUGAUGCCUCCCGCUAGCCAGGCCACCGGCGUCCAAGCCAUGGACUUCCAAGCCGGGCCAUGGACUCCUCGCGAGCUGUUUGACUUCGGCGUUGACACCAAUAUGGACCUCAACGAGAUGGAUCUUACUUUCCUCGAUGCCUAUAACAACGCGAACCCCUUUGAUCUCAGGACUCCGAGCAUAGGCUUCCCCACAGCAGGAUCGGAUGUUGUGCAAAGCUACACCGCUGCUUCGUCGGAGCCGCCUAUUGAUAGACACGCACUACCAAAAGCAUCCGUUUGGCGUUUUAGACCGAUUUCGAAGGAUAGCGGGAGCGCCGAGCAAGCGAACCUGUCGCUGCCUACGCCUACUAGUCUUGAUAUCGAGAGACGCGUGACUACAGAACCCCUCUCCCAGAUAUCUCGAGACAGGAUUCUGGCUAUGAUACUCAGCACCUGCAAGCCUAACAGUAUACCGCGUGCCGUCUCGUGCUUUCCAUCUCUGAGUCUCCUGGACAGCCUCUUCCAAUUCUCGCUAACUUCUCCGGGCUCACAUGCAAAGCACUGGAUCCACGCACCUACACUGCUAGCGGGCGUUGCGAGGCCCGAAGUCCUUGCAGCAAUCGUGGCAGCUGGAGCUGUUUUGACCCCAGAUGCAUCGAUACGCAAGGUCGGCUAUGCAAUACAGGAAGCGAUCAGGAGUGCUGUAUCAGUGCAGAUCGAGGAUGACAACACGCUUAUGCGAGAUCUCACCAUCAUGCAAGCCUCGCUCCUUCAGCUCAAAAUCGGCUUGUGGAGCGGUGACUCCCGCAAGAUGGAACUUGCAGAAGGCUUUCAACAGGUGCUUGUCACCAUGGCUCGUCGUGGUGGACUAUUCCGUCGUGGAACCUACGAGCGAAUCGUUCCUGAAGCAGACGAUGAAGCCGAAGCUCUUGAAGACAAAUGGAGGAAAUGGGUGAAGCAAGAGUCCAGGAAGCGAUUCGCGCUGCAUUUAUUCCGGCACGACCUUGAAGCAUCGGUCUCCUUACUCAGUAGCCCUUUGAUAUCAUAUGCCGAGCUUUACCUGCCACUACCGGAGUCCGAGAGCCUAUGGCAUGCGCCUUCUGCAGAAUCUUGGAAGGCAACGUACAUGCGCAAUCCUGGUCCCAGGCAUGAGCGACAGCCAUCAUUGGUCGAUUGCAUUCAGGACCUCGACAUUCUAGGGGUCCGCGACAUCUUCUUUGACCAGAGGCAAGCCAGUAUGGCCGUCCUCGGUGCGGCCUGGCGCAUGAUCUGGGAAUACAGACAGCUGGAUUCAUCGUUGAAAGACGUCAACAAUCAAUGGAGUAAUGGCAACCUGUUGAUGAACACGAGACAUGGCGAGUUAACAAAGCUUCUCCAAUGUUUCCGAAUAAGCUCGGUUGAAGACACGAAAGUCACGCUCAUCGUCGAGCUGCUGCUCAUGCACCUACACAUGUCUCUCGAUGAUGUGCAGCUUUUUGCAGGUGUUGAAGGCGAAGAGGAAUCUAGAAGAGUUUACCCGUCCCUCGUGCAGUGGACUAAGACGACUACGGCUCGCCAAGCGCUGUGGCACGCAGGGCAGGUAAUUCGAGCCGCAAGGGAACUUCGACCAAGUCUGAUAUGCGAUUUCGCUGCGAUUGCCGUAUAUCAAGCAAGUCUUGCGUUUUGGGCUUAUGGGAUAGUGAGCCGAGCCACCGAACCAGGACCGUUUGCGAACAAUGGCAUCACCGCUUUGCUUGAUGGCGCGGACGACAAUGCUGUGAAGCGCUGGAUAUUGAAUGGCAAAGCUAACGCCGCUAUCCGAACGUGGAUCAACAAGCCUACCUCACCCCCAGCUGAGACUGCGGUCAUGAUCUCGAAUCCAGAUGAAGUUCUCGGCGCCGUGGUUACAGCCAUGCGAAGAAACCACAAUGAGACCAGGAACCCGCCUUUGGUCGACAAUCUUAUUAAUAUCAUGGAAGGACUCCGGAAGGCUGCCAGGACAUAG
Molecule: messenger RNA, 2700 nt
Organism: Pseudocercospora fijiensis CIRAD86
Lineage: Eukaryota; Fungi; Ascomycota; Dothideomycetes; Mycosphaerellales; Mycosphaerellaceae
Exons: 2
Coding region: 1-2700 (899 amino acids)
Biological process (GO): regulation of DNA-templated transcription; DNA-templated transcription
Molecular function (GO): DNA-binding transcription factor activity, RNA polymerase II-specific; DNA binding; zinc ion binding
Source: RefSeq, a predicted model, not a curated record